Messenger RNA from Dentiscutata erythropus, 141 nucleotides. NCBI's taxonomy places the organism in Eukaryota, Fungi, Glomeromycota, Glomeromycetes, Diversisporales, Gigasporaceae. The record is from the annotation of a GenBank genome assembly.
AUGUCUCUUGCUUCUUCAAAUAUUAUAUUUACUUCUUCAGAUAGUGUACCUGCUUUUUUCUCAGAUAUUGCAUCUACAUCAUUUCUAGAUAUUGCAUCUUAUACUUCUCUGGGUAUUACAUUUACAGUAUCUUUACCUCCU